GUCAGCUUUCUUUCUAUGAUGCAAACUCAAAACAGUUGCUGUAUUCCUUCAAGACAAAGUUUACUCAGCCAGUACUACCUGGUUUCAUGGUUUGGUGUGGUGGACUUUCUUUGAGUACUGGAAUGCAGGUUCCAAGCGCUGUGAGAACACUUCAGAAAAGUGAAAAUGGAAUGACUGGCUCAGCUAGCAGUCUGAACAAUGUUACUCAGUAAUGCUUACUCAGAAUAUGUUUACCCUCCCUCUUGAUUGGGUGGCCUUUUCUGUGCUGUUGCUAAUCACAGAAAGUUGUGAGUGGUGGAAAUCAGGUUUGCUGUGUCUGCUUUAGGCCUGGAAUCUGUUAGCUUAUGCAUCUAGUAUGGAGCAUUUAUAGGAAUCUCCUGUGCAAUAUCAUAGAAGCAAGCAGUUAUUGAGCAAGACACUGAUGUUUUGAAUAGAAAAUGGGAAAAAGACAGUGUUUAAGUAUUUAUAUAGAAACUCAUUUUUGUGUUUCUUAGAUUACCUUGGCUCUUUAGUAGGUUUCAUUUAAGCUUAGGACCCGGGCUGCAAAAGCUUUUUAAGGCUUGCCUUCCUUCCUCUCUUAAAUCCAUCUUUGAUAAAAUUCCCAUUUGAAUUUGGCACUAAGUGAUUAUAAUUAUUGCUGAUUUUAACAUUAUUAUUAGGAAUGAAAGUUUAUAAAUAAAGGGCAGAAAACUAUAUAUUACUCCACUUUUCUUAAGAAGGAAGGAUGGGAGAUGCCUAAAAAAUUCUUUACUAUAUUCUUUUUAAUAUGAUAUGGUUUAAACAACUAUUUUGAAAAAAAAUCUACCUAUCUCUGACUUAAUUGGCAUAUGAGUUUUUCAAAGAACCAUUCAGAGGUUAUUUUUUCCUCAGUCCUUUUGCUUAUAUUCAUUUGCUUUCUAAAGGAGUGUAAUACUUCCAAAAAUCAAUAUGGAUACCUUUGCCAAACUUGGGGGAAUAUGUUGAACAAGACAUAAAGCCUGAGGUGAUUAAGCAGAAAAAUCUAUUCUUAAAAAGUUGAUUAAAGAGGCUGAGUGCUUACCCUGCCUCUUCCCAUGGCUUGUCCUGAGCAUGUAAUAAAUCUUGCUCUGUCCUUAAAUAAAAAAAAGUCGAUUAAAAUUUGUAACGCAAGUCCUUUGAGCCAAACUAAAAGUUGUAAUUACAGUAUUUUAAGAAUUCUCUGAGAAUUUUAAAGAAAUAAGAAUGUGUAUUUUUCUUAAAUUUUGGAAACUUUUAAUCUCUGACUGAGCUUCUUUCAUUGUUUUAAGUGUAUCUCAUGCUGUGACAUCUUCCCCCAAAAAGAGAUCAUUGCUGCUAACAUUUGAGUUACUUUCAAUAUAAGGCCUGUGCAAUAGUAAUAACUCAUUCCCUCUUCAAAUUUACUGCUUACCGAUUAAGACAUUUUGUUCCAUUGAUGAAACAAAUAGACCUAGGGUAUUUUUUUCCUCAGAGGACAAAUAUCUGCAUUAUUAUCUGACAACAUGCUGGUAAUUUUAAGACUUCUCCAAAUAAAUAUUUUAAUUUUUGUUCCUUGUAUUUUGGAAAAUUUUUGAGUAUUCUGAUCCCUAUAGAAAGGCUAUUUCCAGGACCUAAGGAAAAAAGGAAUUUCCCUUUCAUAGACUCAAACCUGAAAGAAGUAAUUUAGUGCAGUUGCUUAUGUGAAUAGCUACACAGUAUAUUUUAGCAAAAUUACACUGGAAAAGCCAAUGUUCUUGUAUAGAAUUUUUUACUAUUAUGUCUUACAUAAUUGUGUCUUGUCAAGAAUCCAGUGCCUUCUUCCUCUAAGCAUGCUCUUGCUCCCUGCCCCAUGCGGUGUCAAUUGAUAUUCAGCCAGACAGCAUUACAUUAUAUAGUAGUGAGGGCCUUCUGUUGCAGGGA
Castor canadensis (American beaver) is the source of this 1875-nucleotide messenger RNA. Lineage: Eukaryota; Metazoa; Chordata; Mammalia; Rodentia; Castoridae. The record is from RefSeq and is a predicted model, not a curated record.